This is a messenger RNA of Arabidopsis thaliana (thale cress), 1698 nucleotides long. RefSeq names its product mitochondrial editing factor 19 (gene MEF19). Gene Ontology annotation, biological process: RNA metabolic process; RNA modification. The record is from RefSeq and is marked reviewed. Gene Ontology annotation, molecular function: RNA binding. NCBI's taxonomy places the organism in Eukaryota, Viridiplantae, Streptophyta, Magnoliopsida, Brassicales, Brassicaceae. The coding region runs from base 1 to 1698 and encodes 565 amino acids. The transcript has a single exon.
AUGAUGAAGAAGCACUACAAACCAAUUCUCUCUCAGCUAGAGAAUUGCAGAUCAUUGGUGGAACUGAAUCAACUCCAUGGUUUAAUGAUCAAAUCCUCAGUUAUCAGAAACGUCAUUCCUCUAAGCCGACUCAUAGAUUUCUGCACUACUUGUCCUGAGACUAUGAAUCUCAGCUACGCGAGAUCAGUUUUCGAAAGUAUCGAUUGUCCAAGUGUUUAUAUAUGGAACUCUAUGAUCAGAGGCUACUCAAACAGUCCAAAUCCAGAUAAAGCAUUGAUCUUUUACCAAGAAAUGCUUCGAAAAGGUUAUUCUCCGGAUUAUUUCACUUUUCCUUAUGUUCUUAAGGCUUGUUCUGGGUUAAGGGAUAUUCAAUUCGGGAGUUGUGUUCAUGGGUUUGUUGUGAAAACUGGGUUUGAAGUGAAUAUGUAUGUUUCUACUUGCUUGCUUCAUAUGUAUAUGUGUUGUGGAGAAGUGAAUUAUGGUUUGAGAGUUUUUGAGGAUAUUCCUCAGUGGAACGUUGUUGCUUGGGGAAGUUUGAUUUCUGGUUUUGUGAAUAACAAUCGGUUUAGUGACGCUAUUGAGGCGUUUAGGGAGAUGCAGAGUAAUGGUGUGAAGGCAAAUGAGACAAUAAUGGUGGAUCUUUUGGUUGCUUGUGGUAGAUGUAAAGACAUUGUGACUGGGAAAUGGUUUCAUGGGUUUCUUCAAGGAUUAGGCUUUGAUCCAUAUUUUCAGUCCAAAGUUGGAUUCAAUGUGAUUUUGGCUACAAGUCUCAUUGAUAUGUAUGCUAAAUGUGGAGAUCUGAGAACUGCGAGGUAUCUGUUCGAUGGAAUGCCUGAGAGAACCUUGGUUUCUUGGAACUCCAUCAUUACAGGGUAUAGUCAGAACGGUGAUGCAGAGGAAGCACUGUGUAUGUUUUUGGAUAUGCUUGAUUUGGGUAUAGCUCCUGAUAAAGUAACCUUUUUGAGUGUUAUCAGAGCUUCCAUGAUCCAAGGAUGUUCACAAUUGGGACAAUCGAUUCACGCUUAUGUAUCGAAAACCGGCUUUGUGAAGGAUGCUGCCAUAGUUUGUGCACUUGUAAAUAUGUAUGCUAAAACCGGUGAUGCUGAGAGCGCAAAAAAAGCGUUUGAAGAUCUGGAGAAGAAAGAUACAAUAGCUUGGACCGUUGUGAUCAUUGGGUUAGCCAGUCACGGCCACGGGAAUGAAGCAUUGAGUAUAUUCCAGAGGAUGCAAGAGAAAGGUAAUGCUACACCUGAUGGAAUCACAUAUCUCGGGGUCUUAUAUGCGUGUAGCCACAUAGGUUUAGUUGAGGAAGGACAGAGAUACUUUGCAGAAAUGAGAGAUCUUCACGGCUUAGAACCAACAGUUGAACACUAUGGAUGUAUGGUUGAUAUCUUGAGCCGUGCUGGUCGUUUUGAAGAGGCAGAGAGAUUGGUAAAGACUAUGCCGGUAAAACCCAAUGUUAAUAUAUGGGGUGCAUUGUUAAAUGGUUGUGAUAUACAUGAAAAUCUCGAGCUCACUGAUCGGAUAAGAUCCAUGGUUGCUGAGCCAGAAGAACUUGGUAGCGGAAUCUAUGUUCUUCUAUCUAAUAUAUACGCCAAAGCUGGCCGAUGGGCUGAUGUUAAGCUAAUUAGAGAAUCCAUGAAGAGCAAAAGGGUAGAUAAAGUUUUAGGUCAUAGUUCUGUUGAAACAAUGUUCUAA